This is a messenger RNA of Oikopleura dioica, 618 nucleotides long. NCBI's taxonomy places the organism in Eukaryota, Metazoa, Chordata, Appendicularia, Copelata, Oikopleuridae. The record is from the annotation of a GenBank genome assembly.
AUGGUUUUUCACGAGUGGUAUUUUCCUGAUAGCUCUGACAAGCUCAAAUCAGCGAAAAAACUCAUCUGUCCAUCAAUUUGGGGUUGUACUGGAGAAAUGUCAAUUGAACAAUUUCGGCGAAUUAUCAUUUCUAUGUGGGCUUUACUCACGGUUUCGGGUAUUUUGGUUCUCACAACUGCUAUCAAGCUUCCUUAUGGUGGCGGCGUUGCCCCUGCUGCGACAUAUAUUGUCACUGCAACGGGGACGAUUAUUCUAGGACUCAUUGUCUGUGGAUUCGGGACGAGUAUGUACUCAGCUCAGAACAAAGACAGUGCAGAUAUGACUGUCAGAAAGGGACUCUUUUGCAUGACGACUAUACUUUUCCUUUUUGCGGACUCAAUCAGCAUUUGCUUCUCUUUCAUCAUCGCUGUUUUCUCCUUCGACCCAUUUUUCCUAGCUUUGAAUUUGCCUCUGUUUGUUAUUUUACUCGUACUUUUCGUGCUGGCACUCGUCACUCUCAUCAAACAGACAUGCUGCCUGUGGAAUAAAAACGAUCGAGAGUGGCUAGAGAAGAAUGAAAUUACCAAUGAAAGCGACGGUUCUGGACAAGGAAUCAACGAAGAGAAAAAUUUUGAAUGA